Molecule: messenger RNA, 2415 nt
Organism: Thamnophis elegans (Western terrestrial garter snake)
Lineage: Eukaryota; Metazoa; Chordata; Lepidosauria; Squamata; Natricidae
Product: cytochrome P450 2F5-like
Biological process (GO): xenobiotic metabolic process
Cellular component (GO): intracellular membrane-bounded organelle; cytoplasm
Molecular function (GO): oxygen binding; heme binding; oxidoreductase activity, acting on paired donors, with incorporation or reduction of molecular oxygen, reduced flavin or flavoprotein as one donor, and incorporation of one atom of oxygen
Source: RefSeq, a predicted model, not a curated record
ACCAGAGUUCUGACCAUGGAAGCCAGCACAGCCACAGUUCUCCUGCUGGCUCUCUGCCCUUGCCUGCUGCUGCUCCUCCGAGGAGGACGAUGGGGCACCAAGGCACGCCUGCCCCCCGGACCUCGGCCCUUGCCAUUCAUUGGCAACCCUCACCUGGAUGCCAAGAACAUGAUCAAGUCCCUGCUGGAGCUCAGCAAGCAGUACGGCUCACUCUUCACCAUCCACAUGGGGUCCCGGCCGGUGGUGGUGCUGUGCGGGUACCAGACGGUGACGGAGGCCCUGGUAGACCAAGGCGAGGAGUUCAGUGGCCGCGGAGACAUGCCGGUCUUGUUCCGAUUCACUCAGGGCAAUGGCGUCGCCUUCUCCAACGGGGAGAAGUGGAAGGUCCUCAGGCGCUUUGCCAUCCAGACCCUGCGGGACUUCGGGAUGGGCAAGCGCAGCAUUGAGGAGCGGAUCCAGGAGGAGGCCCAGUGCCUGGUGAAGGAGAUGGCCAAGAGGACAGGUGCACCCUUUGACCCCACGUUCCUGCUCGGCUGCUCGGUCUCCAACGUGAUCUGCUCCAUCGUCUUCGGAGAUCGGUUCGACUACGAGGACCAGCAUUUCCUGACCUUCAUAGGGCUGAUCAACGACAACUUCCGCCUCUUCAGCUCUCCUUGUGCCCAGAUGUACAACAUUUUCCCCCACAUCAUGUAUUAUCUGCCUGGGCCACACAACCAGAUAUUUGCCAACUUUGAGAAGCUGCGGGCCCUGGUGAAGGAGAUGGCCAAGGCCCACCAGGCCAGCCUGGACCCCAGCUGCCCACGCGAUUUUAUAGACUGCUUCCUCCUGAAGAUGCAGCAGGAGAGGGGGGACCCCCACAGCUUCUUCCACACCGACACUUUGAUCAUGACCACCCACAACCUCUUCUUCGCGGGCACCGAGACCAUCAGCACCACCCUCCGCUACGCCAUCCUCAUCCUCAUGAAGUUCCCCGAAGUUGCUGCCAAGGUGCAGGAGGAGAUCGCCAGGGUCAUUGGCUCUGAGCGCCUCCCUUCCGUGGCUGACCGGACAAGGAUGCCCUACACGGAUGCCAUGAUCCACGAGGUCCAGAGGUUUGCCGACAUCAUCCCCAUGGGCAUCCCCCACGCCCUGACCAAGGACACCCAUUUCCGGGGCUUCUUCUUUCCGGAGGGCACCAACGUCCUGCCUUUCUUCCACUCCGUGCACCAAGACCGCAGCCAGUUCAAGAACCCAGAGAGCUUCGACCCGGGACACUUCCUGGACGAGGAGGGCGCUUUCCGACGCUCCAGCGCCUUCAUGCCCUUCUCUGCUGGGAAGCGGCUGUGCCUGGGCGAGGCCUUGGCGCGCAUGGAGCUCUUCCUCUACCUGACCAGCCUCCUGCAGCGCUUCUCCUUCCAGCCCAGCUGCCCCCGCGACCAGCUCGACCUCUCGCCCAUGAUGAGCGGCAUCGGGAACGUGCCUCGGCCCUACACCUGCCGCCCGAUCGCCCGCUGAUGGGCAGGGGGGGCUCGGGGUGCAGCCUGCCCUCCGGAGGCUCUGCUCUGUCCUUCGGCGGGGACGGGGCUUCCGCUUCAGCUUCUGACUCCGACCCGCCAGGCGGCAACUGGAGCGCGCAGCUCCCAAGCGCCGCCCGGCCCCUUCCCUUCGCCAGCGCCGCCGCCUCUUCUCUGGGCAGCCCCGGACUGCCUGCCGCCCGCCCGCCCGCCGGCGGAGGAAAGUGCCGGUUCUCCGGCCCUGACUCGGAUCCCAGGCAUCGGCUUGCAGGCUGCGGAAUCGGGGAGCUGCCAGCCCCAACGCCCCGUUUGGCGCCUUGACCAUCUCCCCGCGGAAGCUUCGGCCGGGGCUCCUUUUGCACCUGAGACGCUUCCAAGGGGCCCCGAAGGCGAAGAGGAAGAAGAGAACCGGCCGAGUCAACGCCUCCCCCGAGUCCCCUAAGCCAAGGCCGGGACGGUGUCCCUUGGGAGCCCUCGGGGCCUCUUCGGAGGGGGCUUUUCCCAGGCCCCGCGGGGGAGGCCCAAAGGGACAACCAGAAAUAAGUAACGUUAUGAGGCAAAAUUUGAAUUGCACACUGCCAAAGGUUACCCAAGGUGACUCCCAAGUCAGUGGAGGCCACUGGCAGGUUUUUAUCUUAACACACGGCCGUUUUCAGAACCUUGGAGAGAAAGGGGGACAUCCCCCCCCCCACCCCCCUUGGCUCCUGUCCUUGACCCUGGUUUGGGGGGAGAGGUUUGGAGAAAUGGGCUGAGGGCAGUCAAGGGGCCUGGAAUAAUCUUGCUUUUUAAAAGAGAUUCUUCUGCUCUGUUAAUCGAUUUCAGCUGGCUUUUCUCCUUCAGAAUCCUUUGUGAACUGUUUGGAGGGUCUUGGGGGGUUGGGAAGUGGGAUACAAGCAUUCUAAAUAAACGGCUGAGCAAGCAC